GUGAUCUUCAACAAGCGCGACGACACGGCACUGACAUGAGCUCGACCGUUUUCGUGCGCAACUUGGCGUAUGGCACCACGCAGCAGCAGCUGGAAGAGCUCUUCGGAGACAUCGGUCCCGUGAAGAAGGUGUCGGUGAUCAAGGAUAAGGGUCGCGCCAAGACGGACAUGGCUACCCGUGGCUUUGCCUUUGUCAAAUUUGCGAUGGAAUCGGAUGCCAAGUUGGCCAUGGAAAAGCUCAACAAUUCAGAUUACGGCGGCCGCAAGUUGUGCCUUGAUCUGGCCAAGGAAAAGAAAGGCCCCAAGCCGUUAGCCCAUCAAAAGCACCCUGUUGCCGACGAACAGGCGGCGGCUCAUGUCGCCACCGACGCAACCCCUGCCUCAGUCGCCCCAGUUGAGGACGACGAACCAUCGAAGAAACACAAGAAAGCGAAAACGCCCAAGUCCCACACCACCGAGGAUGUAGCCGACGACGUUGACGACGAUGCGACAACUUCAAAGAAAGAAAAACGAAAGGCCAAGAAACUACUCAAACACGAGGCUGCUGCCGACAACCAAGUGGCCGAGUCUGCGGCUACGAUUCACGAAGAAGUCUUGGAACAAGUGGCUGACAAACCGGCCAAUAAGGACAAAUCGAAGAAGAACAAGAAGAAAAAAAGAAACGACAACGACGACGAGGAAUCCCCCAAAGUUGAAAGCGUCGCGGUCCCCACCAAGAAGCGCAAGCUGGACGACCAAGGUGUUCAGGACGACUCUGCCAAAAAAUCAAAGGCAAAUGCCGUGGCAGAGGAGGAGGAGCAUGUACAGAGCGAGCGCAACGCCCGUCGCCGAGAGCACCGCGAACUCCAUCGCAAGAUGAAGGAACGCCAGGAAGCCAGUGCCACGACCGAGGAAAAGUCGAUUGCGAUUUACGGUCUCGGCUCGUCCAUCACUGAAAAAGCGCUCAAAAUCAAAAUGAAGAAAGUUGGGGACGCGACCAAGAUCGAAUGGAAAGAAGACAUUGUGAACGGGGUCACGCAGCAAGUGGCGAUCGUCGAGUGGGCCAACGUAUCCACCAAAGCCAAAGCAUUGGAAAAACUCGACAACCACGUGUUCAAAGGGUUUACGAUGGUCGUACGCGGGCUGGAGGGAACGACGACGGGGUUGGCACAAAAGGAAGGCGUGCGACUGAUUGUGCGCAAUUUGCAAUUCGACGUGAAAGACUCGGACUUGGAAAAGCUGUUUGGCAAGCAUGGACCGUUGGCUGAAGUUCGUGUUGUGCGGAUGCCUGUGGACACAACCAAGGAAGUUGCCAGCGAUGAUUCCAAAGUGGUGUUGGGUCGCAGCCGUGGGUUUGGGUUUGUACAGUUCAAGAACAAAGCGGAUGCCCAGAAUUCGAUCGAGGCCCUGAACAACACGAAAUUGAAAGGGCGUGAAAUCGUCGUCGAUUACGCCGUGGCAAAGUCCGAAUACAUCAAAGCCCAAGCUGCGCAAGCCGAGCCUGUUGCCGUAGAAGACGAAGGUGACAAUGACGAAGGUGACGAAGACGGUGACAAUGAUCUUGUGGGCGAAGACGCGCCCGAGCUCGCCGACAACGAAAACACGCUGGAAAUGGGCGACGAAAACGACGAAGACAUUGACGCACUGCUGGAUGCCAAGGAGGAGGCGGACAACGCCCCGACGACCCCCAAGGUCGAUACGGAUAGCCAGCGUGACCGCACCGUGUUUAUCCGGAAUCUGUCCUUCCAGACGUCGGAACAAGGAUUGGCGGACGCGUUUACGUCGGAAUUUGGGCCCGUCGAGUACGCCCGCGUCGUUAUGGAUCGUGGCUCUGGGUUGUCCAAAGGUGUGGCAUUUGUCCGAUUUCGGUCGAAAGACGACGCGGACGCGGCCAUCGCCCGCGGGUCCGUGGGCACUCCCACUGACGACAAGAACCACAAGAAAAAACGCGACACCAAUGCAAACGGCGGCCUAUUCAACAGCGCCAUGCUGGAUGGCGAUGGCAUUUACGUGGAUGGCCGUCUGCUGUCGGUGACGCGCGCCGUGGCGAAGGACGACGCGGAUCGGUUGACUGAAGAAAACAGUGCCAAGCGCAAAGCCGUGGACAAGCGCAACAUGUAUUUGGCAUACGAAGGCACGAUCAACGUCAACAAGGCGGCGGAAACCGAGCUGGAAUUGCCCAAGAUGGACAUUGAAAAGCGGCGGCGCGCGAUCAAGGAAAAGAAGGAAAAGCUCAAGAACCCUCUGUUUUUCAUCUCCGCCACACGCUUGUCGGUGCGCAACGUGGCGCUGGGUGUGGACGAGAAGGUGCUCAAGACCGUGUUCCGAGAAGCUGCAAUUGCUGGGUUGCAAGACCAAGUGGUUAAUAUGAAGGAAGUCAAGGCCGAGUACCAGCUCAAGAAGGGUCUCCCAGUCAAGAUCGUGCUAUGCAAGAUCGUGCGCGACACGGAAAACCUCAAGGCGGGCGAAGAGCCUCGCUCUCGAGGGUAUGGGUUUGUCGAGUUUAGCCAACAUGUGCAUGCGUUGGCGGCACUGCGUAAGCUCAACAACAACCCUGCCUACACCGAGUACUCUGGUCGCGGGGUCAAGCCGACGAAAGGCACGUCGGACGCCGACAAGACGCGUCUAAUUAUUGAAUUUGCCUUGGAAAACCACGGCAAAUUGAAGCUCCGCGAGAAACGCAUGAACGACGCCAAGAAACGACGCGACGAAGACCUGAUGCUCCGCAAAGCCCAGGGCGAAGUGAUUGAAAAGGUCGAGCGCAAGAGCCGAGGCAAGCGCCAGCGCGAAGCCAAGGCCAGCCGUGGCAACAACGAACCUGUGGCGAGCGACGAACCAGCGUCCAAGAAAUCCAAGAAGGACCCCACCAAGGUCAAGGGACCGGCGACAACUCCACGCAAGAUCAGACCCAACCAACCCAACGACAAGAAGAAACCGGCGGCGGCAAAGAAGGGCGCGCCGGCCGCGGCCUCGCGCAAGGAACGCAAGGGCGACCGUUCCAACAAGGAAGAAAAAUCGUUUGAAGAUAUGGUGGACAGCUACAAGAAGAAGCUGUUUUCCACCGUGGAAGACAGCGAGUCCCGUGGCCGGUGGUUCGAAUAGACGACCUGAGACAGAUAGACGAGAGUGUCGACACGACGACUUGGGUGUGUGUGCAUUUAUCUUUAACCCGCUCGGAUUUAAUAGACAUUUCACGUAAACAAA
Messenger RNA from Aphanomyces astaci, 3182 nucleotides. RefSeq lists its product as hypothetical. The record is from RefSeq and is a predicted model, not a curated record. Gene Ontology annotation, molecular function: RNA binding. Lineage: Eukaryota; Oomycota; Saprolegniomycetes; Saprolegniales; Verrucalvaceae. Bases 36 to 3080 code for a protein of 1014 amino acids. The transcript is spliced from 13 exons.